Alosa alosa (allis shad) is the source of this 1925-nucleotide messenger RNA. It is a transcript of the gene pgam5, whose product is annotated as PGAM family member 5, serine/threonine protein phosphatase, mitochondrial. The record is from RefSeq and is a predicted model, not a curated record. Gene Ontology annotation, cellular component: mitochondrion. NCBI's taxonomy places the organism in Eukaryota, Metazoa, Chordata, Actinopteri, Clupeiformes, Clupeidae. Gene Ontology annotation, biological process: positive regulation of mitochondrial fission.
GCGAAAAAUUAAAACGGGAGCUGAUUUAGUGACAGGAAAUGUUAUGGUAACUAUUGUAUCCGUCCUGUUUGACGCUAACGAGCCACCGUAUGAGUUUGGUCUUUUGCCUCCCUUGAGUCAUUAGCAUAGUGACAACUUUAUUUUUAGCUAUCCUAAAAAACUAACUUUAGCUGUCGGACACUCCCGAACCACAAGUGCUUAGUAUUUUAUUUUCCCUAAAACAAUGCAAAUAUUUUCGAAAGAGGAACGGUGAUGUGAGAGUUACGAACAUAGUCUUGCUGCCGAUGGUUGACACUUCCGAAGCAUCUAACUGGCUUGCUAGCUGCUAGCAUAUUAGCUGACCGGAGGUGUCCAACGUUUAUCCUUUGUGCGUCAUUAGCUAAAUAGCUAGCUGUUCCAGCUCUUUGUGCGCACAGAAUUAGCUAUAUAUUCCCUUAAGGAAACCGGUGAAUUGCCUGGCAUUUGGGAAAUCUACCAGUAUGUCGUUUCGGAGGGCAGUUAGGUUAAUGUGUGGUUUUGCGGGCGGCUCAGGCGUGUUAGUAUAUGCUGCUUCGGCAGCUGAAUCGAGGGGAUAUUUUGGGGAGACGCAAGGGGAACGGCAAUGGUUCAAAACUGGCCUCGCAAUUAUCCACGCAGCUCAGCCAAGCGUAUUGUUAUCGGGGAACAAUUCAGUGCAACCGAGUGGAAACGGUUGGGAUUCCAACUGGGAUAAGAGGGACCCUGCUUCACUAUUAAAUGGAAAGAAAAAGGAGAUCACAGGUGAUGACUUGGCAACAGAGGUGGAGAAUAACAAACCAAAGGCCACCCGUCAUAUCCUCCUCAUUCGCCACUCCCAGUACAAUCUCAGUGGCAGCGAAGACAAGGAGCGGUUUCUCACCCCACUGGGUCGCGAGCAGGCAGAGUUGACAGGACAGAGACUGGCGGUUUUGGGACUGAAGUAUGAUAUCCUUGUGCACUCCUCCAUGACAAGGGCUACAGAAACUGCUCGCAUCAUAAGCCAACACCUCCCAGGGGUAGAACUGUUGAGCUGUGACUUGCUGAGGGAAGGAGCUCCCAUCCGACCAGUCCCCCCUGUUGGCCACUGGAAGCCUGAUGCAGUGUACCACGAGGACGGGGCCCGGAUCGAAGCCGCUUUCCGCCGCUACAUCCACCGUGACGUCAAGCAGAAGGAGGACAGCUAUGAGAUCAUCGUCUGUCAUGCCAAUGUCAUCCGCUAUUUUGUGUGCAGGGCUCUCCAGUUUCCCCCCGAAGGCUGGCUGCGUAUGGGCCUGAGCAACGGCAGCAUCACCUGGCUCACCAUCAGGCCCAGUGGCCGUGUAGCACUCAAGGUGCUGGGCGACUCGGGCUUCAUGCCCCCAGACAAGCUCACGUCGACCUGACACCAGACGGCCACUCACCAUGUGGGACUGCCGCUUCAGCUGGAGGCUGUGGCUUGUUUUUGCUGUUUUUUGUUUUGUUUUGUUAUUGAUUCUCCUUAAGUGUCUUGAAAGUGUGACAACUGUUUUGUUGCUAUUUUUGUAUUGAUGAUGAUGAUGAUGAUGAGGCAAGUAGUUUACCUACCUAAUGCCAUGUUUUUUCGUCAAUUACAUUCAGGACACUACACCACCUUGUAUUAACUUGGGUUUUGUACGAAAAUGGGUAUGGGAAAGUUGUAUGGGGGAAAAUAGUGUUUGCAUAUUUUUUUCUGGAUUACUGGAGCUCUGAAUAUGAAUGCAAGUAAGUGUCUUGUCAUUCAGGAGGACAAUGGAGGGGAUUCAGUCAAACCAACAUUUGUCUGAUAACUUGGCUAUUGUUGCUCAUAUAUUAUGUUGAUGGUUUGCCUGUGAAAUAAUGACUCCUGUCCUUGAUAUGCGUGCAAUAGAGUUGAAGCAUGUUAAUGUGUUUCUUCCUCUAUGUCUCUUCAGGAAAUACACCUAUGACAACUA